Messenger RNA from Pocillopora meandrina, 12182 nucleotides. The record is from the annotation of a GenBank genome assembly. Lineage: Eukaryota; Metazoa; Cnidaria; Anthozoa; Scleractinia; Pocilloporidae.
GACGAACAUGUGCAAGUUGCUCUCAAUCGUGUUGAUCUGUCAUUCUGCAAAACUUUCAGCGUUCUUAUCCAAUUUGUCACCAACAUAUCCUGUCCACUUAUAUGUGAAUGGGUCAGAUAGCAUCGAUGAUCUCAAACUGAUGCACUCGUGAGGGUGAAUGCAGUAAAACUCGCCGCAAGAUGGCUAGUAAUACAAGCUGGCGAAUGGACGACAUGGAUGGCGGUUUGGACGGUGGACUCGCUUCAGAAUUACUGAAUCUGACUGGUCUUGGCAACGAGUAUGUGGCGGAUGGCGCGUACAACAUGAGGUACGAAUAACAAAAAAUUCAAAUACUAACUGAGAAUGCUCGCCGUGUACCUUCUGAUCAAAUGGAACAUAACUUGAAAAAUGAUCAACUCACUGACACGUAAUGUUUUAAUUUUUGCCCUCAGAGCUCUCUAUAAAAAGUGCCUUAAUCUUUUUUCGAUAAGGAAUGUGAGCUUAGAUUUUUCCAUCCGAUUGUAAAACGUUCUGUGGCUAGAUCGUGUCGAAAAAAAAGCGCGGAUGGAAUUUAUUUUCAUGUAACUUUGCAUGUAACAGAAUUACAUGUUACUCUUGUACAUGUAUCAUGAUAACAAGACGGGUUAGAGCUAUGGGAAAAUCUUAAAUCUACAAAAUAGCUUGAAUUUGUGAUAAAGUAAAUCUUAGUUUUUUCCCAGCAGCAACUGAUUUAGAAAAAAAAAUUACAUUCUCAGCCUCAUGAAUGGCUUUGAUUCCAUUGCUGAUCUUCAAAGAAUGCAGGAUGCUUGUAAAAUUUGACCCCUUUCAUUCGCAAGAUCUUAUUGAUAAUUCUCCUUACUGUCUGUCAUACAAUGCUUAUGAUGGUAGGUUGGAGAAUUUGGUUUUGGAUCAACUAAUAAUUGUUAGCAUCAAAUAAUUGAUGUCAUUUUUUCUUUGUUCAAAGUGAUGUCCUUAACUUGCCAAUUUUCAAGGAUGAGCCACCAGGAAGUCACCUAAACAUGGACACCAUUGGCUCUGUUUCUUCCGCAGUGACAGAGUAAGUGAGUCAUUAAGAAACUGUGAUGCUGUAUUAGUGGGAGAGUAUAUCAACUGGGUUAAUAACAUCAAGUUGUCAUCAUCAAUGUCGUUGUCAUUAUCAGUGUUAGGAAAAUUGAUAGACCUCAUGUUAUGUUUAUGCUAGGUUAAUUGAUAGACCUCAUGUUGCAGGUACUUAUUGUAUAGAAUGAAAAUUUAGCUGGUUUAAAUUUGUGAAUUGCCCUCAAAGCUAUGAAAAUGAGGUCACCAUGGCAACUGAGCCACAGCUUAUUUCCAGCCACCUGUCAGCAUCAACAAACAGGGGUGUGGAAAGAAUACUUCUCCCUUUAUUUCCUUAAACCAGCAUCUUUAUUUUCCAUACUUUUCCCUUUACAUUUCCUUUGGUAUCAACAAAGAGAAUUUGUUUGACAAUUACAAGCUUCUUAAAUUGGUGAUCAUUUCCUCUUUUCUCCUGACCUUUACAUUUGAUUCAAGGGUGAAAUUGUAAAGAGAAAAUAGAGGACAAUCACCCUUAAGGGUGAAAGGGUUAACUAAAUGGCAGAGAGGGAAACUUAACAAGCAAGGAAAAGAACUCGUCUAUCCUUCUGGUAACCCACUUGAAGCCUGGAAUAUCACUCUGGUGAAACUGCUGCAUGUUCUUGGUGUUAGCCUUGUCUUCUAUUACUUUUAGUUGAAUUUUACUAUGCGUUGUCCUAGGGUAACCAAUGGGGUGAAUUCUUUAGACCCUGCCCUCCAAACAAAGCAGGAAACUCUUAUGGCUUGUGGCAUGUCACCUCCAACGCAGUCGUCACCAAUGUCAUCUGCUGGAAGCUUAGAUGUUAAUAGGUAAGUACCAAGCAAGUAGAAUUACAUUUUGGUCACAUCUUCUUUGUAACAGUGUUCUCCUUUUCAGGCUUUACAUGUAACUGGUAACAUUUGCUGCCUGAAGCACCCCAUUAUAAUACUAAAACUGAAAAACUUGAAAAUUCUUGAAAAUUCAACAGGUAAUAGGAUUGCUCUACCAGUUUGAAAAUUUCUUUUACACAGUACCUGUCAUGCCCAGAAUAAGGGAGAACACUGAUUAACCUUGUGACUUUCUGGAGUAAUUGAUUCUGGUGUGUACUGCUCCAGCUAAAAUGACUCCUGAAGGGUUCUUAAAUGAAAUAAACAGAUGUUAUGGUAGGGGACUUUCAGUUAAAAAAAGAUGUUUAUUCCAUUGUGCAGAUUGAUAGAUUGUAGAAAGGAAAGUUGCUUCUGAUUUUUUCAAGCCUCUUUUCUGCAAUUGCUUACAUUUCAGCUCAGCCUGCCAAUGAGAAUUGUUUCUUGGCCUAAUUUUAAUCCACGGGUCAAAUAAAAUUUAUUUCAUUAAAAAAUUUUGAUCAGAUUUCUUUACGGAAAAGAUGAACCCUUUAAAAUUUAUGGCACUCCCAACGUGUGGCUUGGAUUACUCAUUUGGUAGUAACACCUAACUAGUAUCUUGGAGGCACAUCAGCUUGUUUACUCUCCAUUCUGUUCUCUAUACAUUUCCUGAUGUGCCGACAAGGAGAAUUUGUCAACUAAUCAAGAGCUUCUUUAGUUGGUGAUCAUUUCCUUCAUUCUCAUGACAUUACUUUUUUAUUCAGGGAUGAUAUUGUAAGGAGAAUCUAGAUGUUAGUCACUCUUAGAGGUUAAAGGGUAAAAUCUGCCAAAGCCUGAAUCUGCAGACUUUCUUUUUGCAAUUUCUGCAAUUACAGCUCACCUCACUUGCUUAAAAACUGAACACUGAUUUUUCAGGUCUGCAUUAAACUUGAGGAAUUAAGUUUAUUUUUCUUAGUUACUGGGUAGAUUUGAUUUUCCUUAUGGAAAGGAAAGAAGUUAGUAAUGUUGCCUGUAGCUUGUGAUACUGUAAGUACAUUGUUCUAUCAUUUAAGUUUUUGUUAUUUUUACCUUUUGUCAACAGUCUGAGUUACAGGUUCAGGUACAUUUUGAAAGCUGCAACUUCUCCUACAAAGAGACUUGAAGAAGACUCCCUAACUUAUCUAAAUCAAGGUACUUAACCCUCUUAACUCUUAACUCUAACAUCAGUAUGCAUAUUCUCCACACUUUUCUCUAUUUAUUUCUAAAGGAACCAACAAGGAGAAUUUAUUUAACAAUCAAGAGCUUCUCUAGUAGUUAAUGACCAUUUUCUUUAUUCUUGCGACCCUAGCAUAAUUCAGAGGUGAUAUUAAUUGGAGAAAUUAGGUUCUCAUCACUCUGAAGGGUCCUAAGAGUUAAACUACUGACCUAUAGUUGACUGUAAUUAUGAUUCAUGAAUAAAGGGGUGAGUUUCUAAAGAAACUGUGGUGCUGUGUCGGUGGGAGAGUAUAGCAGGUAAUUUAGUGUUAACAACUGGGUUGAAAACGUAAAUUAGCCAGCGUAAAGGGUAAAAAAGCUGACAUUUUGAGCGUUAGCCCUUCGUCAGAGCAAUAGUGAAGGGCUAACACUCGAAAUGUCAGCUUUUUUACCCUUUACAGUGGCUAAUUUACAUUUUCAACCCAGUUGUUAACACUAAAUUACCCGUAAUUAUGAUUCUUCAGGUGUUAUUCGUAAACUGGAAAUAAUUACUGACAAAGACUUUCCCCAUGAAUGAGAUUGUGUAGUUACAUGUAAAAAUCACUUUUCCAGUUCUCAAUCAAAAUGGAAUCAUAACUGAAUUAAAAAGCUUGUCUAGGAUGCUUAGAUUUUUAAUCCACCUGGUUUUGUUUUCAGGGCAGGCAUAUUUGUUGGAAAUGAUGUGCCUACCAUUAGAGGCUGCUAAAUUUGAAGGCAAACAUUUAAAAGUAAGGUCAUAUUUCUUACUUAAGUUUUCUAUCAGGGUUUUUACAGGUCCAGGUACAUUUUGAAAUUUUCUGGGAAUGGAAUGUCCUGGAAAAAGACUACAGGUUCUGGAAAGUCGUAGAAAUCUGUUUAACUCCAGCAAUAACAUUUUCAGAUUUUACGUUGUGAAAAUGUUUGUAGUCUGUAACAAGAUUUGAUUUUGAAAUCUAAUUGGGAUUGAAAGGGUUGAAGGUGAAAUUUCCUGGAAGAAUCAGUUUGAGUUCUGGAAAAGAACUGGAAAAGUUGUUGAAAUUUGUCUCCAAAAAAGGGUGUGAACCCUGUUCUAUUGUUGUUAUAACCAGUUGUUGUCUGCAUGAUUUGCAAGGCAGUGUUUUCUUUUCUAAUCAAGGGAUGGUUUUAACUUGUUUAGGAAGCAGCUGAAAAUUAUGAAGUUACUAGAGUAAGUGUUUGAAAAUGUAACAACAUAUGGGGGUAAUUUUGUUUCUUUUUAUUUGACAGAGCACAAUAAAGCUGUGCUUUUAUGAGAGAAAACUUCAAGUCCAAGAAUCUGAAAAAUAUGAAGAGUGGAAAAACAACCGACCAGCUGACAGAAUGUUGGAAAUAGGUUUUUAUUUUUAACUUUUCUUUGCUAAUCAAUUAACGAUUUCCAUUUGUCUUUUUUCGUUUUGAAUAGAAUUAAAUUUAUACAAUUUAUACUGUUCUGCUUUUGUUGUUGUUUUUUAACCAUUUUAGAUGUUCCCAUGUCAAGUGGUGUUUCAAACAUCAGAAGCAAAGGAAACUUGUUUAAUUGUUACGAAUUUGAGUGGGAUCCAAGCAAGGGAGCAGGAGUUUAUGUCAUUGUAAGCAGUUAUUUGUAGCUUGUUUUGGACAAUUUUUGUCUUCUACAUGUUCUUUCUCCUGGCAAUGCACUAAGUAUAACACCAUUGCAUCUUGCUCAAAAAAAAAAAAAAAGAGACACUUUUUUCUCUCUUUUUUUCUUCAGAUCAACUGUGUCAGCUCAGAGUUUACCAAGGGAAAGAGUGGUGAGUGUAGCAUUAAAAAACCAUAACGAUUUUUCUUUUUAGCAGUGAGAAGUUAUUGUUAGUUUUUAAAUAAAUUUUUUCUUUUUAAUUGACCUGGUUGAGAUUAUUUUAAAAGAAAAGCAUUUCUCUAGCACACUUUGCCGUUAACAGAAGUCACUGUUUUUUUACAGGUGGAGAAAGUGGUGUUCCAUUUAGAUUACAAGUUGACUCAUUCUCUCCCAAUUCAUUGACUGAUGCUCUUCCCAUCCACAGUGUAGGCUGUCAGGUCAAGGUGUUCAAAGUGAGUCUUAAGUACUUUGUCAGAUUUCCAUGAGUCUUCAGUUAUGCCUACUAUGAGAAUCAAAUUAAAAAACCUUCAGAAAGAUCUCAGAUUUCUGUACCACCAGCCUGCCCAGUUUCUGUGUUGAAUUUGAGAAAAUCCAUUGAUGCACUGGUCAUAAUCUCUAUAGCAGAGAUAAAAUUAAUUUUGUUUCCAUUUUGUUUCCUCAUUGUAAACUGUUUGUGAUCCUUAUGUUCAGUCUAAAGGUGCAGAUAGAAAACAUAAAUUGGAAAUGCAGAAACUGGAACAUAAAAAUCAGGAAGAUUUGGUAAGAUUGACAGUGAUAAUAAUAAUCAACUGAUAGUAAAUGCAGCUAUGAUUAUGCUAUGAAUCUUGUUUUCAUGUGAGGUACGACAAGUGGCAAAAGUAGUGGGCUUCCCCCCUCCCCCUCCCCCUCCCCCUUAAUAGGUGGUUGACAACCCUCCACUCAACAGAAUCUUGUAAUUAAUCUUUGAUAAGUUACUUGAAAGUUCCCCUUUCCCCUCACAAAAUGUUGCCUAGAAUUAGACCACAGUUUUUAACAAUAGGUAAUGUUGAAACAGGGGAGGAAGUUAUAACAAAUUCAAAAACUAGUUGUGCAUGCCAAGACUUUCCCUACUCUUUGUAGCUAGCCUAUAAUUUCAAGAUAUACCCAAUAAGAAAAGCAUGUAGGCUUACUUUUAGUUUCUGUUUUGAUUAUGAUGUGUUGAAAUACCCACUGUGUACAGUUGUAUGGUAUUUUUUUAAAGCUGGAAGCCAGUCUGCAAUGUCUGCAUUGCAGCUGUCAGUGAGUUUCUCAUAAGCCUCCCCUAGUUCUUCUCUCCCAUAAGCUCUCUUAGCAUCCAGCCUCUCUCUGCUCAAGGGGAGAGGGGAGGGGGGGAGUGGGAACCAUGGAAAUUACAGUGUAACAAGAGUAAUAAGAGCAUUAAUGAUAUCUGGUGGUUGUAAACAAAUUUUGGCCACUUGAGUCUUAACCAUUCCUUGUCACUUCAGUUUGUAAAAAAGUUUUUCUAAUGUUUUUUAAUUAUCCAUUACUGUUUCCAGGAUCAGUUGAGACCCACAAAUGCAUUUACAGAACUAACAGAAGUAGGUCAAGCCCAAUAAAUUAUUGAUUGUAAUUUAUUCACAAGUCUGUUGCAUUAGUAUCAAUGGAAAUUCUAACAUUAGAAGAGGAUGUUUGAGAUUUAACCUUUUACACCUUAGCAUGAGUAUGCAAAUUCUCUAUACUGUUCUUCACACAUUUCCUAAGGUGCUGAUAAGGAGAAUUUGUGUAACAAUCUGGAGCUUCUUUUGUUGGUGAUCAUUUUCUUUAUUCUCAUGACUUAAUUUUUGGUUCAAGGGCGAUAUUGUAAGGAGAAAUUAGAUACUUAGUUUAAAAUCAUCAACAUUAUUACUCUGUGCAUGAGUAACUGGAUAAAGCCUUUGACCGGACACCACUGACUAACCCAAGCAGUUGCUUUUACAGCACUGUUUCUACUCUUACUCAAAGGUGAAAAAGUUCACAAUCACUCUUUGUGUAAUAAAAAGUGCAGAUACAUCAAAUUUGGUCAGAGCAGUAAUUUUUUUAAAAAGUUAUCAAAAGCAACCAUGAUGGUGGUGGUAUAUUGAUUUAAUGUUAAUCUAGGAUCGAAGUAAUCUUUUCCUUCGUGAAGAUCAGCCAUUAGUUUAUAGACUCACUGCUCUCAGACUAGUGAUUCCUAUGAGAUGAAUUUAUUCUCAAUAUUUUCAAACAUUUCCUAUUGAAGAUAUUGCUAAUCCAUUUGUUUUCAGCUUCCGCUUAUUAUAGAAGAGGACAACAAUUCUUGCUGGAUGUCUCCAGGGUAAUGAACGAUUCCUUUGAAUCUUGCUUUUAAACUCUAAGACCACCCAGUGAGGUCUUCAAUCACAUCUCUUGCUGAACAGUCUUUCCGCUGGUUCAAAAAGCUUUUCAAUAGAAUUUUAACUCAAAACAGAUGUUUUCAAAGUUCAAACUAUGAAGUAAAUUUUACUCUCAAUAAUUAUUUUUUCCUUUACAUGUAGAUUGUAAGAUGCAUUCAACUAACAUGUUGAUAUGUUGAAUUUAGACUGAAGUUGUCUGUAAUGAUUGUUUUCUUGUGUAGGUCAGUGGCUGGUUCAAUGUCUUCUCCAUCCUCAGGGGGCCAAGUCAUGUCAACGACCCUGUCGUCACCCUCAUCAAUAAUGUCUUCACCACCUCCGACCCUGCAGAUGUCGUCAUCUAGUAGUGGGCUGUCCAAUUCACCCUCCACAACAUGUGGAAUGGUAAGUAACAUCAUUUCUAUUCAUUGUGUCACAUAUUGUUUGGGUAUGAUCAUGAAAACAUGGAAGUUGAUAAUAGGAAGGGGGUACUCUAUGACUCUUGGGAUAAGUGUGUGUGUGUGUGUGGAUGGUACUCUUGUUGCUAGAAUGAGGUGUUGCAAAGCAUUUGAAAUUUGAAACUCUCUGAGAUGUGAUUUCCAGCACUCUGCUGUAUGAUUGAGUAAUUUAUUUGUAGCCAGACAUUAAUGUUAGAAUCAGUUAACCCUUAAAUCCCUGAUCAAAUAUGUAAUUCACUUUACAGUCAAUCAUACAAUUCUUAUAAUGUUAGUUCAGAGAAUUUAGUAUUGGAUCAACUAACUAUUUUAAAAUUGAUAUUUUUCUUCAUUCUCAUCACUUAUCUGGUUGAUAUUGUAUUGAUAUUGUAAGGAGAGAUUCUGUCUUGGUCACUCAUGGGAAAAGAUACUUCUUUUCUUUUGUUGAUCACAAUUUACAAAGGAGCCAUUGCAAAUGAAGAUUGCUUGGGUUAGUUGUUAAAUAAACAAGGAUUUCAGAACAAACUAGUGAUUGCUGGAGUUCUGCCAGUUAUUUGAUAACAUGUUGCUGUUUACUCUAGUCAAAAUAAUUACCUUUUGACCCUUACUGAACUAUUCACAGUCACCUACUUUUGCAAAGUCUAACACCUACUUCAAAACAUUUUGAAACCCCUGGAUAAACCAUAUAGUUUUGAAUAUCAUUGAGAUUAAUUUGUUGUGCAUCUUUCAGGGACUAACAUCGGAUUCUUCUGUGGAUGAAACAAGAGUUUGGUUGCAAAAUAACAGAUUUCAAAACUACCUGAACAUGUUUGCUAACUACACAGGUCAGUAACACAGAGAAACUGCUGCCAGAAGGAUGUGCUAGAGAAUAAUUUUGUUUUGACAGCAGGGAGGAUAAAUUUACUUGAGGCAAAUUUCUUUAGUUGCAGCUUACCAGCAGGGAUUACUUCUUUACUUGUAAUUCAACACUUUGCUUUUCCUUUGCAGGUGGUGAUCUGCUUAGAUUGACCAAACAAGAUAUGAUUCAAAUCAUGGGGCCUGCUGAUGGUAUACGCUUACAUAAUGCACUUCAAGCAAGGUGAGAGAAAUGAUUUCCUUGCGUAUAAAUCUACAAUAUUUUUUGUGGCUUAGUUUGAUAAGAAACCAUGAUAUGAAAGGAGAAGUAUGCACAAGAAGCCAUUAUAAUGGGGUAUUAUCUCCGUUGUUUGAAUGUAUGUGUAAAAAUUAACUUUUUUAUCAGAUAAAAGGUUCAGCUAGAUUUAGGAUUGUUUAGGACACAGUUUUGUUGAACAGCAGCUAAACUUUGUUUAAAUAAUCAGAUUAUGAUGUCCAGGUCAUAGUUCUCCUUCAGAUUGAACUCUUAUAUUUUUUUUUGUUGUUUUUGCUGAUAUUUUUGUAGGGCUGUGCGUCCACUUUUAACAAUGUACAUUUGUCUGGAAUCAGCCCAGCAGAACUCAGGAAUGAAAGAAUACCAUGCUAUGUUUCUUGAAGCUCUUAGCCUCAGUGAAUUAAGGAAGAAACUGGCAUUAAAAUGUAACCUUAAUGCUGAGCAGAUUGUCGCUAUAUACACCUUCAGGUAAUUUAGUAGAAAUGAAACCUGGAAAAAUUGUGCAUUUUAUGUAGUCGGAUGAUCAUGUAGUGGCUUUUGUUAUAUUUGAUAAUUAUGAUUAGUAUGUACCACACUGGUUAAUAGUACUUUUUGUGUGAGCUAAUUGGAGUGUGCAGAAGUGAAUAGCAAGUAUUAUUGAUUCAUAUCUGAGCAGCUGACAAGACAAAAUUUUUUGGGUAUAUAUGUGAUAUUUAGUGAAACAAUUAUUCCCCUCAGUGCCGGUUAAAUUAUCUACCACCAUUCACCUCCACUGUGAUAAGUAGUUGUUAAUUAUCACAUCUCAUGAUUAAGUAAUACUGAUUUUUUUUUUCCAUAGACAAGGGCCAACGGAAAUUUAUGUUUUAGUUGACAAUGAGGUGAGAAUCAACACAAUAACCAACUGUUAAACUUAAUGUAAACCCUUGUAAUUAAGGGGUGCUUAGGAAAAAAGCCUUCAAACAGAUUUCUAGAUUCUCCUUCUAAAUUGUCUUAUAUUACUUGAAACAGAAGGAGAUUCUUAAGUACAUGUUGCAUUUAUCAAGAAGUCAGUUAAAGUUUUAUUCUGCACACCCUUUCUUUCAUUGUAAACCUUUUUUGUGCAUUAAACCAACCAUUGUUGAGAAGUGGACAUGUCAAAUACAUUUUUGCUACAAGCCUUGUAUAUAAAUAUAAAGAUUAAUUGAACCUUGUACUGGCCUAGCUCCCUGACUGUUUAACUUCUCUGGCCCAGUGCCAGAAUUUGCAAUCUGAAGUUCUGUGGUUCAGUUCUUCAAGGGAACUCUGAAUAUUUUUCUAUUUUCCACUCUGGUGACAAGCCUAAAAAAUAUCUCCUUAAGGACUGAAAUAUUUUAAUUUGCUGUUUUAGAUGGUGAGGAAUUUUGCGGAUGAAGGACAUUUUAUUGUACAACUAGUCAGAGGUAAUGUCUUGAACACAGUAGGCUGAGAAUAAAGAAUUGCACUUGUGCUCUGACCACAAUUUAUUCAUCUUUUUUUUUCUUUAUUUUCUGGAACCAGUCUUGGAAAUAAUCUCAUUAUUUGCCUUAUGUUUCCAGAAGAUGACAAUACAUACCAACUGAUUUUAAAGUAAAACCAGGGAAUUACCAGGCCAAGUCCAUGAAUUCAUAGCAAGAUACAACCAAUGCAGUUUGCUGUUUAUGUAGUGGAUAUGAAUGACUGUUGGCCAAAAUGAAGCAACCUCACCUGAAGGAAUAUUUGGAAAGAGUUGCUUUCCUUAGAAAGGAAUAGUCAAGAUUGGUUGAGGUGGAGAGAGACAAUUCAGGAUUAAAACAUAAUUUUGCCCACACUAUAUUUAUGGAGCAACACUGGAGUGAUCAUGGAGCAGUUGAUAGAACUAUUUUUAGAUGUUUUGCAAUAUUGUUUCAGUAUUGGGAGUUCUUCAAUAAACAUUGCUGGUGGAAACCUGGUGGACAUUACCAUGCUAACUAACAAUUGACAAAAUCAUGGAGACAUCAUUUGUUGAGAUGGAUUCCACAUCUCAAGGCACAUUAAUUAAUAUGUCCAUUGUUCCAGUUGAAUAUUUCUUGGGCAUCAAAUGAUAGGAAAGUAGUUGCAUUUAUGACACCUAAUGCACUGAGGAGAAGAGAGAAAAGCAUUGUUACAAAACAUGUACCUAAUAGGGCCAUUCAGUGUGUAGAUAUAACAGCCUGUCACAAGGGGCCAUAUAUCCAUGCACCUUAUACUAACCAAGAGUAAGGUCUAUGUUGUACGUUUCAAACCAGAUUUAACCCCUUCAAAUUAUGGCCCAAAUGUGUCACACUUGGGGAAAAUUGAUGAUUACAGCACAGACAAGAAGAUGAGGACAGCAGGAUCUUUCUGACUCUUCUUUGUGUCUGACUGAUUUGGGAAAUGAUCUCUAGUCACACCAAACAGAUUCAAAUGAAAUCAAAAUUGUUUUCAGUUGCUGGAAGGUGUAUGUUAACACACAACUCUAAGGAGAACAAAUAGAUUUUAACUUUUACCUUUUGCAGAAAGUCAGAAGCAAUUGGCAAUAGAUAAGGAGAGAUUUUUACAGCAAAGAUAUGUUUUACCAGUAACUCUAAUCUACUGUGUGGCCUGCAAAGUUAGCCAACCACAGGUGCAUAUUGACUGGAAGAUACAGUGGGAUACCCUGUUGCAAUCUUUGUUUCUGUUUCUUAACAAGUUUAUGUCUCAAAACGUUCUGUUAUCAGAAGUGACUGAUCUACUUGUAUCCAUUUAAUAAUUUUUAAAAAAUGGCAAUAACUUUUGGCUCAUGACAAGAAAAUUUGCUACAAGUUUUUCCACCAGAGGAAAACUUGUACAAUGUGUCUUUCGAUGGCUCAGCUAAAUUUGAGAGUGGAUAAAAAAAUUGCCCAUAAUGUUAUGCCACUGUUAGGCCACUAAGAAAAAAAUAUAUUUAAUUACUCAGAACUUAUUGAAAUUGUAAUAUCAUGUAUGAUAUUGAUACUCAAGCUUAAAGCUGGGUAUUUGGUUUUGUUGGUUUUAAGGUAUAAGUUUCAUCACCUGUAAGGUAUUUUAUACAUCAGCAUUCACCCUUCAAGCGCUUUGGAUUUUUUUUUUAUCUAAUUGCAUGAUGUAAAGAAUCAAAUGAAAGUUACGCAAUCUUUCCACACAUUGCUUUCUUUUUAGUUAUAACAUGACCAUUCUUCUACACCAUUAAUCAAAACUAGGACAAAAUUCCCAGUCAUGAUUAGUCAUCACCAUUGAAAUUUAUGCUGCAUUCAUACAUGCAAUUAUACAAUCAGAGUCCUGCUUCACAGUCCUCUGAUUUGGUUAACUACCAGACUGUAUGAGUACUAAUUAGGAGUGAGAGGAGUUGAAGUGGGUCUGUAAUCAUACAAGUGUUUAACAAAAUCGAUUGACCCCAAAGAGGUAGUCUGGUCUAUUAAUUUACAAGUAUGAUUGCAGACAGAAUUGGACAACACAAAGUUCUGUAACCAUUUAAUCAAACUAUGACAAAAUGUAAGAAACAAACUAGCUACUGAUUAUAUAUAUUCACCAAAAAAACAACAGUGUGCACAUGUGACGCAGACUGUUCAGUUACAUAAGCAUGAUCCAUACAUUGUCCAAUUACAAGCACAAUGCAUACUCUACCCUAAUGGUGCUCAAAUGAGGCCGGUGAGAACCAAUCACAUGUAAGAAUUUUGUUCUAGUUUUGAUUAAGAACCAAAUUGAAC